Molecule: messenger RNA, 3590 nt
Organism: Humulus lupulus (European hop)
Lineage: Eukaryota; Viridiplantae; Streptophyta; Magnoliopsida; Rosales; Cannabaceae
Product: receptor-like protein EIX2
Exons: 2
Coding region: 187-3243 (1018 amino acids)
Molecular function (GO): protein binding
Source: RefSeq, a predicted model, not a curated record
GGCUAUUAUUGCUUCUGCUCACAACAAUUUGUUUUCAGAAAGUUUAUGACGGUCACAUCACAAUUUGUUGCCAGAAAUAUGGAUAGAUUUACUACUCAAAUUGUCGUGUUUAUGGUGGUUUUGUUGUACUUUUACCCGAGACAUGUUUAUGGAUUUGCGAAUUCAGGAGGAGUUAGAGGAUGAAGUAUGAUCAGGUGCAAAGAAGUUGAAAGAGAAGCACUCCUCAAGUUUAAAGAGGGUCUGUAUGAAAGUGCCUACGCUACUCUACUUUCUUCUUGGGGGAGUGAAGUAGAGAAGAAAGAGUGUUGUGACUGGGUUGGAAUUCGUUGUGACAACACCUCAGAUCAUGUCAUCAUGCUCGACAUUUCUCCUUCAACUUUUGGCAAAAACGAUGAUGACGUAAUUCCUAUUACAGGUAAACAUAUAAGUUCUUCGUUGCUUAAGUUGCCAUAUUUGAACUAUUUGCGCCUCAGUUCCAUUGAUUUGAGUUACACUUACAUCCCAAGUUUUAUUGGUAAUCUUACCAAAUUAUUAUACCUCAAUCUCUCUUACAAUUACAUGACUGGAAAAAUCCCUCCUCAACUCGGAAAUCUUUCCAGCUUGCAGUUUCUUGAUCUUGGAUAUAAUGAUUUGACUAUAAGAAACCUGGAUUGGAUUUCUACCCUUUCUUCUUUAAGACAGCUUGACCUAAGUGGAACAAACUUGGCAAAAAUGGAAAAUUUGAUGCAACCAAUAUGCAAACUUCCUCACCUAACAAAUUUGAAGUUAGCUGGUUGCAAUCUUCAUGACAUAACGCCUUCAUUUGUUUCUCUCAUUAACUCUUCAACAUCUCUUUCUAUUCUUGAUCUCUCUGGGAAUCAUCUAUCUAUUUAUACAUACCAAAGUCUGUUUAGCUUCCUGCCCAACCUUGUUCAUCUUGAUCUCUCUUAUAACAUGUUAAGUUCUAUUCCACAAGCUUAUCGAAACAUGACUGCAAUAACAUACCUUGAUCUUUCUCAUAAUGUGGUAGAGGGUUCGAUUCCAAAAUCUUUUGGAUAUUUGACUGCUCUAGCAUACCUUGAUCUUUCCUUUAAUUAUAAUGUACAUGGUAAAAUUCCAAACACUUUUGGAAACAUGACUUCCCUUGAAUACAUUUCUCUAUCUUAUAAUCAUUUACAAGGUUACAUUCCUAAUGGUUUUGGUCACAUGGUUUCACUUGCAUCUCUUGACCUCAGUUUUAAUGAAUUAGAAGGUUGUAUUCCUAAUGAUUUUGGAAACAUGAUUGCCUUAGAACACCUCGAUCUUGAAUUUAAUAAUCUCAUUGGUGAAAUUCCCAAAUCACUUUGGAAUAUAUGUACACUACAAAAAUUUGAGGCAAGUACCAACAAUCUUAGUGGAUGGCUCCCUGAUCUUAGUCAAUUUCCGUCGAGGUCAUGUGCUCAUUAUUGCUUAGAGUAUUUAGGUUUAAGCUUCAACAAAUUGACUGGAUUAUUUGUCGAUGAUACACUUCUUUCAUCUUUGAAAGAGUUGCGGCUUAAUUCUAAUCAAUUACAAGGACUUGUACCCGAAAGUAUUGGCAAUUUGAGGCAUUUGGGGAUUUUGGAUCUAUCUAUGAACUCACUUGAAGGUGUGAUUUGUGAAGCUCAUUUUUCAAACCUCUCAAGGUUGUAUCAUUUGGAUCUAUCAUUUAAUAAAUAUCUACAAUUGAAUGUCCCUUCUGACUGGAUUCCUCCCUUUUAUUUACAAGUUAUGGGACUUGGGAAUUGUAGACUAGGGCUUAAGUUUCCAAAGUGGCUACAAAAUCAAACCAAUCUCUCACAUAUAGAUAUUUCCAAUUCGGGAAUUUCACAACCUAUUCCCAAUUGGUUUUGGAAUUUCACUACUCAGUUAGCCUUUGUGAAUCUUUCUAACAACCAAAUUAGUGGAGCAAUAGUGGAAGAUUAUUCAUCAAAGCUGAACCUUAGUGAGGUUGAUUUAAGUUCAAAUCAUUUUGAUGGUCCAAUACCAAGAUUUUUAUUCAGAGGGCAAGCAUAUCUUUCCAAAAAUGAAUUUUCAAGUCUAGAUUCCAUAUGUAAUGUCACUGACAAUUAUCAGCACUACUUGAGCUUUCUAGAUAUCUCUGAUAAUCAAUUGAUUGGAGAGCUUCCAAAUUGUUUGUCCAAACAUAAAGCCAUACAAAUUCUCAUUUUAUCAAACAAUAAGUUAUCAGGAAAAAUUCCUAAUUCUAUUGGCAAUUUAUCAUGGAUUAGCACAUUACAUUUGAGCAACAACAGUUUAAUUGGGAAACUGCCUUCAUCCAUGAAAAACUGUCGAGAAUUGGAAGUUCUUGACUUAGGAAAUAAUAGAUUAGUGGGGCCAAUACCGAUGUGGAUGGGGAAAAGUCUUCAACAACUUAUUGUUCUUAGCUUGAGAUCCAAUCAAUUUAAUAAAAAAAUCCCCUCAAAUCUUUAUCAUUUGGAACAUCUUCAAGUGUUGGAUCUGUCUUCAAAUGACAUCUCUGGAAGCAUACCAAGUUAUAUUGGUAACUUUACUUCAAUGAAAAAGAAUAAAGAUGAUAGUUUUAUUGACUAUACAACUAUUACUCAUUUUGCAAAUGGAAGCUCCGGCUAUGAUGAUCAAAUUUUGUUGACUUGGAAAGGAACUCUGUCUGAGUACAAAAGUACUCUUCGACUUGUUAAGAUGAUUGAUCUUUCGAGCAACAAGCUGACAGGAGAACUUCCAAGGCAAAUCGUUGAACUUAAUGGUUUGGUAUCUUUGAACUUAUCAAGAAACAAUUUAAGCGGGCAAAUUCCUGCAGAGAUUGGCAAGUUGGUAUCUCUAGAUGCUCUCGAUUUAUCAAGGAACCAUUUUUCUGGAAAAAUUCCUUCAACUUUAUCAGAAGUGGAUCGUCUCAACACAUUAGACUUGUCCAGAAAUAAUUUGUCUGGAAAAAUUCCAACAGGCCCUCAACUCCAAACCCGAGAUGAAGCUGCAUAUAUGGGGAAUCCAGAACUCUGUGGAUCCCCACUUCAAAAAAAAUGUCCAGGUGAAGAAGAACCUAUUACUCAGCUUGGUGGCCACCUAGAAAAUGAUAGCCAAGAUGCGUUUAUAAGCAAAGGAUUUUUCAUCAGCUUAGCACUUGGAUUUAUGGCUGGAUUUUGGGGAAUAUGUUGCACUUUAAUCUUCAAUAAGUCUUGGAGAUGCGUAUUUUUCAAGCUCUUUAAUGAUGUAGAAGAUUGGAUGUACGUAACUACAAGAGUGAUAAGGCGAAGAUACUGCAAUUGAUCAGAAGCUGACAGUAUGCCUUUUUGCAGGAGACAAAUCCUUCUUCAUUUAGAGAGAGUAGCACUUGUGGACUUUUCUUCAUAAAAUAUUCUCUCUGUAAUGUUAAACUAUGUUGAGCUUUUUGUUGUGUAAUGAAUGCUAAAUUGUAGUUUGUUUAUUAGUUGUCUUGUUUGGGUAUUUAAAGACAGUAAUGGCUUGGCACUAUGUGCCUGUAUCCGAUUUGCAGUUCUAUUUUCCUCUAUUAAUUAGUAUGUCUGUUUUAGUUUAUUCUAUCCUAUGUUGCACAAACUCAUUCUCAGCUCGGAAUGUGAAAGUAAAAUUCUUGUUUGGCUAUCUUAAGCUGAUAA